Biomphalaria glabrata is the source of this 4270-nucleotide messenger RNA. Its product is annotated as ubiquitin carboxyl-terminal hydrolase 3-like. Gene Ontology annotation, biological process: protein deubiquitination. NCBI's taxonomy places the organism in Eukaryota, Metazoa, Mollusca, Gastropoda, Planorbidae. Gene Ontology annotation, cellular component: cytoplasm. The coding region runs from base 530 to 2197 and encodes 555 amino acids. The transcript has 17 exons. The record is from RefSeq and is a predicted model, not a curated record. Gene Ontology annotation, molecular function: zinc ion binding; cysteine-type deubiquitinase activity.
UUACAACAAUUUUACAUUACAUUGUCUAUUCUUGUAGAAUAAUGAUUUAAAAGGUGUAGGAAUUUUCAAAAUAUGUGACCUCCCAAAAGUUCUUAGUCUUUAUUGCCAUAUAAACUGCUAAAUAGGUUAUACUUACAAAUGAAAUUUUAUUACUGUCUUCUGAACUUAAAAAAAAAAAUAUGCGUCUAUUUGUACUGAAAAAUAAAAAAAAACACAUUAACUAAGCGUAUGGAGUGAAUAAUUUGUACUGUUAAUUUAUGCAUGCAUAAUACUGCUUUUUGUGGUUGUAAAGGAGAAAUCUGGCAAAGCUGAGUGGGUCAUUCAUGUCUGUCUACUGGUAAAAAUUGAGGCAAAGUCUUCGCUCAAGACAACAAAAAAAGACCGAUGAAAAAUGUUUAGAAAUUAUCUAUGUGUUUUUUCCAAAAUGGCUUGAGUGCCAUGUGUUUUUCUCUAUCAGUUUUAGUUCUUUGUCAGAACAUUUUCAUUGGCAACUAACUGGAAUAAAACAAAGUUAAAAAUUUAGCCUCUAAUGGAGUGUCCACAUUUGGAGGACAGUGCUAGAAUCAUAUUAGAUGCUCCAACAUUCAGUAAAGACAGUAUAGGAAACCCCACUGUAUUUAAAUGCACAGCUUGCCACACAGAGGAAAGUCCAUGGAUUUGUUUGACUUGUGGAGAAAUAAACUGUGGGAGGUAUAUCAAAGGUCAUGCCAAAGAACACCAUGAAAGCUUCACAGAACUGCAUGCAGUGUGUAUGGAUUGUCAUAACUUGAUGGCUUUUUGUUAUAAAUGUGAUGAUUUUGUAAUAAACGAUACAAACUUUGGCCAUCUGGAAAAACUUAGAAAGCUAUAUGAAUCUUUAACACAAAUCCCAGAAACCCCAAAACAAGAAAGUUGCAGUAGUCAAGUUCCAUCAAAUAAAAAAAUUCAUAGACGUGAUUCAACUGAUUCUUUAGAAAAUGAAAGAAAUCACAAGAAACGACAUAGGGAUAAUCAUUAUAAGCAGCGUCGUCCUAGAACAUCUGGACUGCGUAAUUUAGGGAAUACUUGUUUUAUGAAUGCAGUUCUUCAGUCUUUAAGUAACAUUCAGGAGUUUUGUGGCUACAUAAAGCAGCUCCCAUCAUUAGAAGACAAAAUACUUAAAGCCAAAAAAAUUCAAAUUUCCAAAAAAACAAGAGAUUCUGGCGAGGAUGUUCUGCUGGUUGAAGAACUUAGAAAAACACUGGUAGCGCUGUGGCAAGGAACUAAAGGAGCUAUCUCUCCUGAAUCUCUUUUCUCUGUUAUUUGGAAAGUGGUGCCACGAUUCAGAGGUUACCAGCAACAAGAUGCUCAUGAAUUUAUGCGCUACUUGCUGGACAGACUUCACAUUGAACUUUUGGAACUGUUGCCAUAUCCAAAUAACAAUUCUCCAUAUAUUGGACCAAAAGGAAAAAGCACAAUUGUUACUGCUAUAUUUGGUGGUCUACUUCAGAGUGAGGUGAAUUGUCUUAUAUGUGGGAUGGAGUCCAAAAAGCAUGACCCUUUCCUUGAUCUUUCACUUGAUAUUCCUGCUCAGUUUUCCAGCCGGCUAACCAAGCCUAAAGAUGGUGAACCAAUUUGCACAUUAUCUGACUGUCUUUCUAGUUUUACUGAUGUGGAAGAGUUAGAAGAUUCUGAACUCUACAUGUGUAACAACUGCAAACAAAAACAGCGUUCUACAAAAAAAUUUUGGAUAAGAAGACUGCCAAAUGUUCUUUGUUUACAUUUGAAACGUUUUCGCUGGAGCAUGUUUUGUCGUUUAAAAGUAGAAACUUUUGUUGAAUUCCCCAUUCAAGCUUUAGAUAUGAACACUUAUGUACUUAACAAUUUGCAUGAAACGAGAGGAAGUUUUUCAGGAAGUAACUUGUAUGAUCUGGCUGCUGUUAUAGUUCAUCAUGGAUCAGGGGCGGGAUCAGGUCAUUAUACAGCUUAUGCUACUCAUGAAGGUCAGUGGUACCAUUUCAAUGACAGCACUGUUACAGCCUGCGAUGUGGACACUGUCAUGAGGUGCAAAGCCUAUAUUUUAUUUUAUGUGCGCAGAGAAAUUAGGCUUCCUGACAGUCUCUGUGCCAGAACACACAGCAGUUUAAAUAGACAUAACAAUCAUUUGUCAGGGUCCAAUUCAGAAGUCAAUGACAAUCAUAGAAUGAACAAAUUGUUACCCAAUGCCAAGCCCAAGUGAAGUGACUAUGUCUUUUACAACUACAAAAUACUUUGGUUGUGCAAAGUGAUUUCAAAAAAUACACUGGCGUAUCUGGAUGUAGGACUUGAUUGCUGUUGACAUUUUUUUCCCUGAAUGUUAGAUGUUUUUGUAUUUUGUGCAAAACAGAAUGAUCCCAUAUAUUUAUUAAGUCUUUUUUUUUUUUUUUUUUUUUUUUUUUUUGUUAUUUCUUUCUAUCCUUUUCCUAUUUUUUUCCAGUCUAAAACAAACUUAUGGAAAGUAUUGCAAAAAAUUGUUGGUAGAUUGUGAAUCUUGUCAUUCCUUUCAAUCACUGGUUGACUGAAUCAAUGCUCUCACGAACAUUCGUCCAUAACCUUGAGAAACUAUUUAUGAAGACUGAUCAAAAGAAAAUGGAUGGGAUGAAACUUUAAUGUAAUGGUUUGAUUAGUCUAGACAUUUUGAAAAGUCAAGUUGAAAAUGUGAGCAUGUUUUGACAUUUAAGUUUCUCUUAGCUUGCACAUUUUCAUCAUACAUUUUUUUUCCUCUCUUUACAUUAAAUGAAGCAAAAAAAGAAAACUCUGUAAAACUUUGAAUACUUGCAGCUGUUCCUUUUUAAAUUUGGGUAUAAUUUUUUUGCUACAUUAAAGCUUUGUGUUUGAUUUAAAUUACAAAAUUAAAAAUUCAUUCAUGUCAGUGCAUUUCUGUCAAAUGUUGUUAUGCUCAUUAUUUGUAAUGGUGCUAGCUUUGUCAGAUAUAAUUCCUUGAAAAUGUUUUCAGGAUAGUAGUUUUUUUUUUUUUUAAGCAAUUUUUUUUUUAAUGAAAAACAAAUGCCACUUCAAAGCAAAACAUUACACAGAUUUGUUUAGGUUUUUAUUAAUAUUUGCUUCUAAAGUUGUCUAUAAAUUAGUUAUCAAGAUCUCAAAUUUUUUGUUCUUUUAUCAUCACCACCACUCCUUAAUUGUAUUCUGUUUACUUUGAAGAGUCAUACUCAAAAGGUGUAAUUAUAGACUAUUAUUUAGUCAUAAAUUCAUCUUGUUUUUUUUAAUGAGGCAAUCGAAACCAUAAGUCAGGCAUUUCUUUCUCUAGAUUUAUUUUUAGAUUACUUGAGUCGGAUGUAGUUUAUUUUCUCAAGAGGGCUCUCUUUUGUAAUAAAUGAGGCAUUUGUUCAAGAAAGUUUUAAGAUCAAUACACAUUCACAUGUUCAUUUUCUUGUAGUUCAUGUUAAAUACUUUCAACUUUACUUAGCCCUUCAUUUCCCAGGCUGAUUCAGGCAACCUGUUCUAGCAUUGCUUUUAGAUACACAAUAAACAAAUUAACCUCCUAGAAUUCAGUUACUUUGAGAAUGUAAAUAUGAAAAUUGUUUUUGUAUAGAAACUAGAAGCAGUGGAUCAAAUUAUCAUUUUAAUUUAAUGCUUAACAUAUACUAUGAAUGGUAUGAAAAUAACAGAAUCUAGUAACAUUAAGUAAAAUGUAGAACUUACAAAGUGCAGCAACAUUUUUUUGUCCAAAUUGUGUGGAAUACCUUGCAGAUAGGAUAGGGGAGAUAACACUAAAUCUUAAAAGUGACUAUUCCUGUACAUAUCACUUAUAUGUAAAAUGAACUGUCUAAAAAUUUGUGACUUCUGUAAAAUCUUUAACACUGUGAAUUUUAAACUAGACUAGAUCUAUUAAGUUAAAAUGGUUUCUUACAGAUAAAUCCAGAUAUAUAUUCAUGUCAUUCCACCUUUUAUUUUCUGUUACUUCCCUUGUACCCAUUUCACGACAGUCAAAAGAACAAAAUGUAACAUUGUAAAUUUUUUGUAUUACAUUGUCUGCUUCUUGAAUUAUUCCACCACCAUCAGUGUUCAGCAUUUGGUAUGUGUGGUGUACACAAGCCUGUUCAAUAACAACAGAUGAAAGGUGUGCAAAUGUUGAGUUCUAUCACACAACAGAUGUAUGGUAUUCUGUGACUUGUACAUAUGUUGAGUUGGAUCAUGGAUUGAAUUACUUGUUGUCAUUGCCUGUGUUGUUGUUAACUUUUUUUUUCUGCAAUUUGAAAAGUGCUUAUGAUAUUAAAAAAAAAAAAGUAGGGAAUUUAAAAAAAAAUAACACUAA